AUGGCUCCCUGGAUCAACAACAUCAACAUCAACAACAACAUCAACAACAACAACAAUAUCCAACAAACGAACAUCUACCCUCCGCCUCCCCAUCCUAACCGUCCUACCAACGAGUUUUACCCUCCACUUGAGAAUGAACCUCAAAUCACAUUCGAUGAGGUCCAAGAGCGUCAUGGUCUGACUGCCCGGCUCUUCGUUGGGAAUCUUUCGGUCACCGUCGAGCAGCAAACGCUCAUGCAUGAUUUGUAUGAAGAAUUCAGGCAACACGGAUCCUGCUAUAUCGCGCUCAAGUACAGCAGGAACAAGCUAGGCCGGCAACUGCCUGGGGCGUUCGUCCAAUACGAACGUCCUGAACAUGCCCAAGCAGCUCUCAGCAUGGCCCAGAAGCUACAGCUGCACGGCCGCACUCUGAGGGUUGCAAUGGCAGUCGGGAAUAGGCAUCAGUCUGCCAGCGGGUCCCAGGCGCCCUAUCCCCAGGUGGCAUAUCCCCCGAUGCCUUAUCCCCAGGUGCCCUACACCGAGGUGUCAUAUCCUCCAGUGCCGUGUCCCCCGAUGCCUUAUCCGCAGGUGCCCUACACCCAGGUGGCAUAUCCUCCGGUGCCGUGUCCCCCGAUGCCUUAUCCCCAGAUGCACCACCUUCAGAUGCCACCACAGGGGUAUCCGUACCAGCAGGGCCCUCCGACCGAACCCACCUCUGGUCCUUAUAUGAACCCUUAUAUGGCUGGUGCUCCUGGCCCUUAUCCACCCGUUUGGGGGGAGCAGAACUACUCCGAGCAGAUGGGAUAUAACAAUUACCUGGUGUCCCCAUAUCCGCAUGAUUGGGAGGAGCAGAGCUACCCUGUGCAAGUGGAGGCCAGCAACGGUCCGGUUUUGGAACAGGUUUCUAAUGAGGGCCAACAGGCUACUGAUGAGGGACUACAGGCUACUGAUGAGGGACUACAGGCUGCUGAUGAAGGACUAGAGGCUUCUGAUGAAGAACUACAGACUUAUGAUGAGGGAGAACAGACUUCUGAUGAAGAACUACAUUUUUCUGAUGAAGAACUACAGACUUCUGAUGAGGGAGAACAGACUUCUGAUGAGGGCCAACAGGCUUCUAGUGAGAGCCAGCUUGAGCAUCAGCAGGACUCGGUCGCGACCACCUGGGAGGGGCCCCUGAUUGUGGAUGGGUCGGUUGGGUCAAACAACGAGAGCAAUUGA
Molecule: messenger RNA, 1197 nt
Organism: Aspergillus pseudotamarii
Lineage: Eukaryota; Fungi; Ascomycota; Eurotiomycetes; Eurotiales; Aspergillaceae
Exons: 4
Coding region: 1-1197 (398 amino acids)
Cellular component (GO): cytosol
Molecular function (GO): mRNA binding
Source: RefSeq, a predicted model, not a curated record